AUGAGUGAAGAGAGGAUCACAAUUAAGAUAUAUCAACGCAACCACCCACAUCGUCAUUUGUCUUCUGCCCACCCAUAUCUGUCCGGGUUCUGUCCAGCUGGUGGAAAGGUGGAGGAGGCGCUGUGUGUUCACUUCAUUGACAUCUUCAUACAGCCACCGUAG
Messenger RNA from Echinococcus granulosus, 162 nucleotides. RefSeq lists its product as hypothetical. The transcript is spliced from 2 exons. Bases 1 to 162 code for a protein of 53 amino acids. NCBI's taxonomy places the organism in Eukaryota, Metazoa, Platyhelminthes, Cestoda, Cyclophyllidea, Taeniidae. The record is from RefSeq and is a predicted model, not a curated record.